Molecule: messenger RNA, 1361 nt
Organism: Caenorhabditis auriculariae
Lineage: Eukaryota; Metazoa; Nematoda; Chromadorea; Rhabditida; Rhabditidae
Source: the annotation of a GenBank genome assembly
AUGGCGGAUAUGAAAGAUAUUCAAGAGGAAGGCGAGGGGAUGAAUCUUGGUUUCACGGUGAGUUUUCUAAAUUCGAAAACUAUAAUUCCAUUCGUUUUUAGAAAGAAUUGAUAGACGAGAUAAGAGAUAGGAAAGAGGCGAAUCCAGGUUUUUUUUAAUCUUUUGCAAAAGCCUAAAUUUGAUUCUCAGGAAUGUUCGUCUCAGCAUGGCAAGAGGACGAAGAAGGAGUCGACGAGAAGGAUCUCGACGAUCCUGUCGAAAAGUGAGGCGGAAAUGUUUUCAGACCAAAGAUAGAAGUUGUUCAGGUUCCUGACAGCGGCCGAAGAAGGGAAACUGGAAGAAUUGGCGGAGAUGUUCGCGGCAGAACCAUCUUUCGUGCAGGUUAGCGCCGAAGGUCGAAAGGAUCUCAAAAUCUCAGCAGGCGGCGGAUCGCGACGGAUAUACGGCUUUGCAUCGCGCCGCGUACAAUAACAACCUCCAGAUCAUCGAUUUCCUUGUGUCCCACGGAUCCAACACGGAAGCUCGGUAAAGAGUAAACAGUUUACGGGAUAUAUUUUGUUCUCCAGAACGAACAGCGGUUGGACUCCGUUGCUCUCGGCCGCCAAUUGGGCGAAUUUUGAGGCUGUCGGCAGGUUGAUAAGCAAAGGGGCGGAUGUGAAUGCUUUGUCCGAGGGGCAUCUAUCGGUAAUUUUGUAAAUAACUGAGACAAGAAUAUUGGACUCCUUAAGGCGUUACAUUUGGCAGUGAAUAGUUCAUGCGAAGAUCCGGAAAACAUCUUUCACACGGUCAGAUACCUUCUGGAAGCUCCAGGUAAUUUUGUGUCAGGAAAAAAAAAAUGAAAUCGAUUUGGAAAAUGAAAUGGGUAAAUUUAAAGUUGCAAACUUUUCUAGUUUACCGUUUAGAAGUUUCAUCAUAAUUUACUCAAUUUGCUUCAAUUUGGAAGUCCAAUGCCGCAUUUUGAAUACUGACGCGUAACGGCCGCGCAGCGGUUCCAAUAGAGCUGCACCAGACUCAAAGCGACUUGUGCAACCAAGAAAAUUAAUCAUAGUUUUAUUCGAAAAUAAGGAUGAUUUUUAAAAGCAGAUAUAGAGCCUUGUUCAAAGUGACUUCGAGAAGUUCAAAAUAGCCGGCAGAAAGUAGAAAAGAUAACAUAAUUUUGGAGAGUCAGAGAUAAUUUUCCAUUUCGCGGGACAUAAUUUGAACACGGUAUGAAACAAUUUUGUCGAAAUUAACUAAGAAAUAAAAUUUCAGGAAUCAACGCGACAGUAGUGAGCGGAGCUGGCGACACUCCCUUGGACCUGGCGAGACGGAAUAACGGCCAAAUUUACCAUCUCAUCCGAGAAUUCCUGGACCGCCCGUGA